This is a messenger RNA of Prosopis cineraria, 1539 nucleotides long. Its product is annotated as L10-interacting MYB domain-containing protein-like. The record is from RefSeq and is a predicted model, not a curated record. The transcript has 2 exons. Bases 561 to 1502 code for a protein of 313 amino acids. Lineage: Eukaryota; Viridiplantae; Streptophyta; Magnoliopsida; Fabales; Fabaceae.
GGUAAGUGAUCUUCUCUUUCUGGACGAUCUUGUUCAGGUUUGAUCUUGGUCAAAUUUUGUUUUCCUCUCCACUCUGAUCUAUGCAUGGAUGGAUUUGUUCUCGGGAUUGCUGGCUUAGUUUUGUGUGGCUUGAACCAUUUACAACUCUUGAACAUUUGCAAAUAAUAAGAUGGGUGAAAGUUGAUUUUUUAUGCUAUUUCUGUGUUAGUUUUGUGCCUAGUUGAACUCUGUGCUGAACAUGGGAGAUCUGUUAAAAGUUAAUUUUGUAGCUAUUGAAACUUGAUUUUAGUCAAAAUCUAUGCAUUUGCAAAUUGUGGGAAAGCUGGUGAAAGUUAAUUUUGUGCCAAGUCGAACUCUUUGCUGGUUUUGGUUUGUGAUCACUGAUUACUGGAGCUUUAUUCUCAAACAUUAUGUUUUGCAUAUAUAGGGGUCAUUUAGUCGAAUUUUUUGCUGUGUGAGUCUCUGUUGAAUUUGGCUCCUCUGAAAAUUGCCAAGUUUUUAUCAUGUAAUAUUUUAAUUAUAAUUUCUAUAAUUAAUAUGUUAGUUUUUUACAUAGUAUAAUGAGUAACAAUAAGUCAAAAGCUUCAUGGGAUCGAAGAAAUACUAGAAUCUUUAUUGACAUUUGUUUGGAACAAGCUCGAAAAUCGCAAAGAAAUGGUGGUAGUUUUACCAAAGCAGGAUGGCUCAGCAUAAUUUCUACCUUCAAUGAGAAGACUGGACAGAAAUAUGACAGACAACAAUUCAAGAAUAAGUGGGAUAAUAUGAGAAAAGAGUGGGUACUAUGGGAUAAGUUAGUUUCAAGUGAGACAGGAUUGGGUUGGGAUUAUGCAAACAAUACUGUGGAUGCUUCAGACGAUUGGUGGGAGAAGAAGAUAUUGGAAAAUCCUUUAUAUGAGAAAUUCAGACAUAAAGGAUUACCAUUUGCCAAUGAAUUAACCGAGUUGUUCCAAGGUACUAUCGCUAAUGGACCUAGAGCAUGGGCACCUUCAAGUGGAGUUUUGCCUAACAUUUACAAUAGGAAUGAAGGUGAGGAUGAAGAGGUGUAUCGGCCUGAUAUGGCAAAUGAGGGUAUUAAUUUGGAGGAAGGUUCAGGAGAUAGUGAUGAGAUCUUAGGAACUACUGGAGUAAGCGGUGAAUUUAAUAGAGUAGUUCUAAAUGCUUCUCAAGGAACCUUAAGUGGAAGCAGUGGUAAGAGGAAGAGGGGCGAAAGCAGUAACGGUAGAAAGAAGAACAAGUUACCUAGUACAAGUCAAAUAGCAGAUGCAAUGAGUGUGAUAGCUCAGACAACAAAGGAAGAAUCUCAACAGGCCAAGGAAACAUCAAUUCCCGAAGUCAUGUCUAUAGUCAAACAAUGGGAAGAAGUUGCAACUGAUAAACAUUGGGUUUCACGAUGCAUGUCACUCUUCAUGUCCCGAGAGGCUAGGGUGAUGUUUUUGACGAUGAAGGAUGAUAAAGAAAGCGUUUUGGAGUGGUUGAGAUAUGAAUGUUACAAAAAUGGUUGAUUAUUGGAGUUUUAAAACUUAUUAUGAGUAUAUGAUC